CGCCUGCAAUUAUAGACGACUGUGAAGUCGGAUCGAUGUUUGACUAGCCCGAAAUGUGGACGCCACAAGUCCGCCUUGGGCAGCCUCGGGAAGUCAAAGGGAAACGCAAGUUUUAUCCGGAAUACUCUCUUGCUCGCCUUCCUCGAUUAAACCUUACUGGAGCUUCACCGGAUGGUUAUUAUUGUUUACCUUCCUGCAUUCCUAAUUUAAAACGACAAAUCAACUUCCAAGUCACGAAACAACGCUAUAUCCAUAACAUGACAGACAUCGCAUCGCAAUUUUGUUCUGUUUCUUUAUCCGCGUCUACGGACGAAAUAGGGAUGUAAUCUCUCCCCAUUGUGGCUCGACAGGAGCCCGGUUGUCAGUAUUUCUUGGUGGCAUCUUUGGUAUCGAGUAAUAAACACCUGUAUCAAUACUAGAAUGAAUGGA
Gloeophyllum trabeum ATCC 11539 is the source of this 429-nucleotide messenger RNA. RefSeq lists its product as uncharacterized. The transcript has a single exon. The coding region runs from base 54 to 326 and encodes 90 amino acids. NCBI's taxonomy places the organism in Eukaryota, Fungi, Basidiomycota, Agaricomycetes, Gloeophyllales, Gloeophyllaceae. The record is from RefSeq and is a predicted model, not a curated record.